This is a messenger RNA of Sphaeroforma arctica JP610, 281 nucleotides long. RefSeq lists its product as hypothetical. The annotation marks the transcript as partial. The record is from RefSeq and is a predicted model, not a curated record. The transcript has a single exon. NCBI's taxonomy places the organism in Eukaryota, Ichthyosporea, Ichthyophonida.
AUGGGUCGAAUCAACGCAAAUGACCGUCGUACUAAGCGUGCCGUGCGCAAUGACAAGAAGGACCGAAAAGAGAUUAGAGCAGCAACUAAAGAGGAGCUACAGGCCAUGAGAGCGCAGGCAGAAGCUCAAGAGGAAAACUUGGACGAUAUUAUUGCGGCGUAUGAGAAGGAAGUGGCAUCCAGAGAGAAGGUGAAUGGUUUGUGGAAGUGCAUGCAUGUGAUGAUAGGUACGCAGUUAAGUACGCAGUAUUUGGAUAUGUGCAUAUACACGACGCAGCUCAG